UCCUCAGUCUCGCGAAUUGAUUGGAGGCCCAGUAGGUUGUUAAAUUCUCAGCUUUGGCUGUUGGCAGUAAGCAUUUGCACGCGUAGCGCGAAGGGGUGUUCUAGAUUUCAUAUCUCUUGCUGCGAACAUUCCUCUGAAAAUUCUCCAUUCUUAAUUGUGGAUUUAUCGCAAAUCCAAAGCAUCCGAGAUCUCCUCUAGGGAGGUUUGUUUUGAAAUUCUAUUUUCCAUUUCUUUCAUAAUUUUAUUCGUUGGGUUUACGAGGAGAAAGACUCGUGCAACUUAUCCACGUUUUAGGUUCCUUGAUUAGUGAUAAAAGAAGUAUUGUUUUUCUUUCGCAAAGGACGUGAAACUAAUUUUUCUGUGAAAAUCGUUCAUCAGAUGGUCCUUUAGGUCAACAAAAUAAACCCUAAUUCGAAAACAAAAGAUUAUAGUUAGUGAUUUUCAAAUUUUGUGUUAUUCGAUCCUUAAUUUUUUUUUUUUUUAUAUAUAAGGAUCUUGGGUACUGUUGUUCUCUUAGAAAAUUUUUAAGAAUUUUGUGUACUGUUUAUCUCAUUUUGUUCAUCGGAGCACAAGUUUUUCAGCAAUUGGACUCAUUGGAUUUAAGUAAACAAGUUUAAAUUUCAAGAUGUUUUUAAAUGAACAAUUGGAUAAAUUCAAGAAGCAGCAAGAGAAGUGCCAGGCAACUCUCACCAGCAUUGCUGCCAAAUCUUCAAAGUCAUCAUCGUCCAGGGCUCCACCUGUAGCGGCGUCACCUGUAACAAAGGCUCCUGCUCCUGCUGUCAAAUUUUCAAAUGAUACAGAGAGACUUCAACAUAUUAAUAGCAUCCGAAAGGCCCCUGUUGGGGCUCAGAUUAAGCGUGUUAUAGACCUUCUCUUGGAGACAAGACAAGCCUUUACACCUGAGCAAAUUAAUGAAGCAUGUUAUGUUGAUGUGAAAGCCAACAAAGCUGUUUUUGACAGCUUGAGGAACAACCCAAAAGUCCACUAUGAUGGGAGACGCUUCUCCUACAAGUCCAAGCAUGAUGUGAAGGAUAAGAGUGAACUACUUGUCUUAAUUCGAAAAUUUCCAGAGGGAAUUGCUGUCAUUGAUCUUAAAGAUGCAUACCCAACUGUGAUGGAGGACUUACAGGCUUUAAAAGCUGCAGGACAGAUCUGGUUGUUGUCAAAUUUUGAUUCUCAAGAAGACAUUGCCUAUCCUAAUGACCCUAGGGUGCCAAUCAAGGUGGAUGAUGACCUUAAACAACUUUUCCGAGAGAUUGAAUUACCGCGGGACAUGCUUGAUAUUGAGAAGGAUCUUGCAAAGACUGGUAUGAAGCCUGCUACCAAUACUGCACAGAGGAGGGCUGCAGCACAAGUGCAGGGCAUUUCUACUAAGGCCAAGCCCAAGAAGAAGAAGCAUGAGAUCAGCAAGAGAACCAAGCUGACCAAUGCACAUCUUCCUGAGCUUUUUCAGAAUCUCAAUGGAUCUUGAAACUUGAGGCUAUGUCAAGACAUUCUUGAACUGCCCAUUCGGAGAUAUUCAUAUUUUGACUUGGAAAUUAUGCUUCUUCACAAGUCUUGGGUUAUGUAGAUAAGGAUCUUCGGAGAUUGCACUAAAAUGAUGUGACUUGGUACAUGCUUUUUAUCAAGUGAAUUCUAGUGCUGUGUGGUCUAGGAUUUUUCAUGGCUUAACACAAACUUUUUAUUCACUUCAAACUUCGCAUUAGUGGUUGAGAUUGAUGGUUGCUUUGUUAUGAUGUAAUUCUGACUCUGAUAGGGGGUUAAACACCAUAAAGGAAGAGGAAUAAUGUGGGGUUUGCAAGCUUGAUACAUUGAAAAUUUACAUUCACAUGUCCUGUUUAUCAGUCUUCAAUGCCUAGCUGGAAAGGGACGUGUAUGACUCGGAACUUGUCUUUUACUAUUUGGGUUUUGAGCGCAAACGACUAUAGCUACAAACUCUUUUGUUCUUUUCCAAUUCCAUUUCAAUCAAAUUUGUAGUCGGUUGUUGGCUGAA
This is a messenger RNA of Mangifera indica (mango), 1993 nucleotides long. RefSeq names its product transcription initiation factor IIE subunit beta-like. The transcript is spliced from 4 exons. NCBI's taxonomy places the organism in Eukaryota, Viridiplantae, Streptophyta, Magnoliopsida, Sapindales, Anacardiaceae. The record is from RefSeq and is a predicted model, not a curated record. Bases 626 to 1471 code for a protein of 281 amino acids. Gene Ontology annotation, biological process: transcription initiation at RNA polymerase II promoter. Gene Ontology annotation, cellular component: transcription factor TFIIE complex.